Echinops telfairi (small Madagascar hedgehog) is the source of this 1680-nucleotide messenger RNA. It is a transcript of the gene SRSF3, whose product is annotated as serine and arginine rich splicing factor 3. Gene Ontology annotation, biological process: mRNA splicing, via spliceosome. The record is from RefSeq and is a predicted model, not a curated record. The coding region runs from base 444 to 938 and encodes 164 amino acids. Lineage: Eukaryota; Metazoa; Chordata; Mammalia; Afrosoricida; Tenrecidae. Gene Ontology annotation, molecular function: RNA binding. The transcript has 7 exons. Gene Ontology annotation, cellular component: nuclear speck.
UAGUGAUCACUAAUAGUUUGUCGAUCGACUUGCCUUUCAGGCUGCUUUAUUGACGUGGGCUCGCAUUCCUUGUGUGUGUGGCUUGGAUUGCCCGCGUUUCCCAUGGUUUUGUUGUAGCACGUGCACUGGGAGCUUGGAAAAGGUCGUGGGAACGCGGGAUUAAAGAGGUGAAGGGAUUAUUUCCUUGCUCUUUGUGAGGCCCCUCUGGUGGAUUGGCUGACUUCCGUUGUCAGUGCUCACCACGCCAUGAAUGAAGUCCCUGAUUGGGUUCGCAAAACCCACUGCUUCUGCAUUGAUUAGCGACCUAAAGAAGGGUAUCCCGAGGCCUACAGCCAGCACUUGAUAGCCUGAUCUUCUGCCCAGCAUCUGGGGAGGCUCCUGUAAGCUACCCAGCCCUUGUGCCACAGCGUCAUUGGGGCCCCUCAACCCAGUGCCCAGAUGAAAUGCAUCGUGAUUCCUGUCCAUUGGACUGUAAGGUUUAUGUAGGUAACCUCGGAAACAAUGGCAACAAAACCGAAUUGGAACGAGCUUUUGGGUAUUAUGGCCCACUCCGAAGUGUGUGGGUUGCUAGAAACCCUCCCGGCUUUGCUUUUGUUGAAUUUGAAGAUCCUCGGGAUGCAGCCGAUGCUGUUCGAGAGCUGGAUGGAAGAACACUGUGUGGCUGCCGAGUGAGAGUAGAGCUGUCAAAUGGUGAAAAAAGAAGUCGGAAUCGCGGCCCACCUCCCUCUUGGGGUCGUCGUUCUCGCGAUGAUUAUUGGAGAAGGAGUCCUCCACCUCGCCGCAGAUCUCCUAGGAGGAGAAGCUUCUCUCGCAGCCGGAGCAGGUCCCUUUCUCGAGACCGGAGGAGAGAGAGAUCACUGUCUCGGGAGAGAAAUCACAAGCCGUCCCGCUCCUUCUCGAGGUCUCGUAGCCGAUCUAGGUCAAAUGAAAGAAAAUGAGAAGAUGGAGUUGCAGACGGAGUGUAGUGUGUACAGGAAAUGCAUCAUUUGACAGGAGUGUACAGACAAGUCACGUUGUAUUUGAGUCUUCAGAAGCCUUGACUUUAAUCCCGAAGACUGUUUGGUUUAUACAUUGUUUAAUUUGAAAGCCUGUUUUUCCCUGCAAAACUCAGAUCUGUAAGCUUGGUUACCAAGUCCAAGUAUAACAUUCCUAUUGGAAGCCAUACUUAUAUAUUUCCUUGUAAAGUGCUUUUGAAGUAAUAAAAUGUUAGCAUAAUGUGUAGACUAGUCAGUUGAAUCCACUACCACGGUUUUUGUCCAUGAAAGAUGGUUAUAUUAUUUUCUGGGAAACAUUGGGUUAAUCUUUGGAGUGAAUUUUAGUUGUCACCCAAAUGAUUUAGUAGUUAACUGUUUGGUAAAAAACAAUUCAGGGUCCACUAUAAAGUGAACCACCAUUAUUUCUAGGCAUUUAGUUACUUAGAGUACAUUGUAACCAAGUAAGUUGCCCAUUACAUCUCAGUUAGCAUGAAAACUUUUGUUUUUUUUUAAUGGCUUCAAUUCUGCAUAAUUUUGAGGUGUUGCAUGGAAAUUCUGAACUAAUCCAUCAUGAUGUAAAUUUUCACAUGGUUCAAAUGUAAAAGUGAAGAAACGAAUAGUAUGGAGGCAUGCAUAAUCUUCCUCUUAAGAUUUAGGAACUGUAAUCACAUUUGUGUGCUAUUAGAUUAAAUCAAAAUGCAACAGU